Molecule: messenger RNA, 1890 nt
Organism: Uncinocarpus reesii 1704
Lineage: Eukaryota; Fungi; Ascomycota; Eurotiomycetes; Onygenales; Onygenaceae
Exons: 2
Coding region: 1-1890 (629 amino acids)
Molecular function (GO): protein binding
Source: RefSeq, a predicted model, not a curated record
AUGCCAAAGUCUACCCCAUCCAGGCCCCCAACGGGUCGGCCAUCAUACUCUACGCCCACGAAACCGGAGCGGGCCAAACCGUACGAGGAUAAUGGCGCGGAUACCGAAGAAGACGAGCCUAAGGCGAACGGCAAGGGCGAUGAUGUGGUCAUGAUAAUCGAUUCAGAUGAGGAAGACAACCCGCCCGCUGAGCCAAAAGAAGUCAUUCCCACCGUUCAAUACGAGGAAGAAGAAGAUGAAAUCGAUCCUCGACGCCCCUUUCUGAAUAUAAUUGAGAGCUUCAAUAUCCGGUUUGGGGUGAAGGUGUUGAAGUUGUCCAUUCCGAGCAUUCUUCCCGACGCGAUUCGAUCCCCCGAUUCAGUGCCGCCAGCACUGUCGAGAAUGAUAAUCUUCAGCGCGGCCUGUGCCGAUUCGUCUGUUCGACUCAUCGCCGCACCACUGGCACCACCUCCUCCUGCCAACGGUCCAUAUCUCUGGGAUUUUCAGACUCUUACCAUUCCAACCCAGAGCGUGGAAGUCAUUCCACCCUUGGUGUCGAUGACCUUUACAUGCGAAAAGUCCGAUAACGAUACUGAGACGCAGGGCAGAAGUCGUAGACAGGAGAGCACUCCCCCGGGAGUGACCGAAACCUGGAAACUUCUUCUCGCUGUCCACUCCAUGGAGGCCCGGGGGAAACUGUCGUUAUAUCAAAUUGGGGUUGAGCCUCAGCCCAUCCAAGCGCCAUACCCACACAAACUCUCUGAGCAAGAUCUCCAGCCGGCCCAGCAGAUCUACCUAUCGGCACGUGCGAAAAGCAUCUCGUUUCAUCCAAGCCAGUAUCCCUCAGACCGGCACGCACAUCUACUCCUGGUAUUUGAACGUGGAAAUGUGGACCUCUAUUCAGUUUUGCCUCCAAAGCCUCGGAAUAUAUCCUUGUCAGACAGGCGGAGGUCUGAAGCGGAAGCCAAGUCAAAACACGUCCAUGUGAAUCACUUCUUCACAUUGCAUACUGACUUCGACCCGUCGUCACCAGAUAUUUUGAGCCGCAAGAAUAUAGUCGACGCAAAAUGGGCCCUCGGUGGCCGGGCAAUCAUAGUUCUAACAACCGACGGCGAAUGGGGGCUAUGGGAUAUCGACGCAUCUGGCCCGGACCAGCAAAGUCCGGCCAAUGUUUCCACCUUCUCAGCGAGCCUGCUGAACUCCUUUGUUCUAAAAGGCCGCAUUAGAUCACCGGAAGUCUCAUCUAAAUCUCAGCCAGGCGAUUCCACGUCCACGGCCGGGCAAAAUAAAACUAAAUUCGCACCCAUGACUCCCUCUACACGCCGUAUGCGCGAGGAAGCAUUGUUAAAAGGAGCCCCUCCACGCCCAUACGUUUCAGGCCAUUCCUACCGGGGUGGCAUCUCCGUUAUCCCAGCCAGCCAAGGCUGGGAUAAACCGAUCGACGAGUCCAUCAUCCUAUGGCACGAAGAUAAGAAUAUGCAGAUUCCCAGCCUAUUAACCCUGUGGAAAAGCCACGCCAAACCAUCGGAGGUUAUCCUUGAAUCGUCCAGCUCGUACAAACCUGCCCUCAUUCAGAAUAUCAAUCUGCUCGGAGAAUUGGAGAAUGCGAUAUGCUACAUUCCAUCCCAUUUCCAGUCCGGCAAGCCCGCGCAAGGGUCACGGCCCGAUAUCCUCAUUACCGCCGAACGUCGUUUGCUCAUCUUGGCGUCUAAACUUCAACUGCCAGAAGAGGAGAAGAACGACGAGGAGACCUUGGAGCAUAACUCCACUGACGACCGCGAUCAAACGAUGCUGCAACGGGGAGAGUUGGAUCUUGACGGCAUGGAUCGCGUGAUGGCGGGAAUGGCGAAUAACACGCAUCCCAAUAGGCCGAAUCUUCUACGGAGCUCGCAGAAUACCUUUUUUUCUUGA